Messenger RNA from Mya arenaria, 942 nucleotides. Its product is annotated as ribosome-binding protein 1-like. NCBI's taxonomy places the organism in Eukaryota, Metazoa, Mollusca, Bivalvia, Myida, Myidae. Bases 1 to 942 code for a protein of 313 amino acids. The transcript is spliced from 2 exons. The record is from RefSeq and is a predicted model, not a curated record.
AUGAGUGGGACUGAGGAUAAUGGCGAGUUGUUUGAACGAGGGGCCAGGGACAGGGAUCACAGGUACGAGGGGCUAGCAACAGGGAUCACUGGAACGAGGACAACAGGGAUCACGGGAAUAAGGGGCCAGCAACAGGGAUUACAAAAACGAGGAGCCAGCAACAGGGGUCACGGGAACAGAAACGAGGGGCUAGCAACAGGGAUUACAGGAACGAGGAACCAGCAACAGGGAUCACAGGAACGAGGGGCCAGCAACAGGGAUAACAGGAACGAGGGGCCGGGAACAGGGAUCACAGGUACGAGGGGACAACAACAGGGAUCACAGGAACAAGGAGACAGCAACAGGAUUACAGGAACGAGGAGCCAGCAACAGGGAUCACAAAAACAGGAACGAGGGGCUAGCAACAGGGAUCACAGGAACAAGGGGCCAGCAACAGGAAUCACAGGAACGAGGGGCCAACAAUCGGGAUCACAGGAAGACGGGCUAGCAACAGGGAUCACUGGAACGAGGGGCCAGCAACUAGGGGCCAGCAACAGGGACCACAGGAACGAGUGGCCAGCAACAGGGAUCUCAGGAACGAGGGGCAAGCAAAAGGGAUCACAGGGACGAGGGGCCAGCAACAGGGAUCACAGGGACGAGGGGCCAGCAAUAGGGAUCACAGAUACGAGGGGCCAGCAACAGGGAUCACAGGGACAAGGGGCUAGCAACAGGGGUCACUGGAACGAGGGGCUAGCAACAGGGAUCACAGGAACGAGGGGCCAACAACGGGGAUCACAGGAACGAGAGGCCAGCAACACGAUGACAGGAAUUAGGGACCAGCAACGAGGGGCCAGCAUCAGGGAUCACAUGAUUCAGGGGCCAGCAUCAUGGAUCACAGGAACGAGUGUCCAGCAACAAGGAUCACAGGAAUUAGGGGCCAGCAACAUGGAUCAUAGGAAUUAG